AAAUGUUAUUUUGAAGUCUUGAGGGCUCAAACUGUAAAUCUACUAAAGUUUCACCUAUAAACCACUAAUAAUAGGAAAUGGACAAGGGGAAGUAGAAAUCGGGACGCCGUCGCCUCCUUUUUUGGGAUUUCAAUUCGCACUCUUCGCCGCCGCAGAGAAUAGUGAUAAAAGUGUCGCAGAAGCAUGGCUAAACAUCAUCCUGACUUGAUCAUGUGUCGUAAGCAACCAGGCAUUGCCAUUGGAAGGCUGUGCGAGAAAGAUGAUGGGAAAUGUGUGAUAUGCGAUUCCUAUGUGCGCCCUUGCACGCUUGUGAGGAUAUGUGAUGAGUGCAACUACGGGUCUUUCCAAGGUCGGUGUGUUAUCUGUGGCGGGGUGGGGAUCUCGGACGCCUACUACUGCAAGGAGUGCACUCAGCUGGAGAAGGACAGAGAUGGGUGCCCCAAGAUAGUCAAUUUGGGUAGUGCUAAAACAGAUCUAUUCUAUGAGCGAAAGAAGUAUGGAUUCAAAAAGAGAUGAUGGUGAUGAUGAUGACAGAUGACUGCUGAUAGUUGUUUCUCAUUUCCUUAGUUAUUUCGAGCUCAUUUAUGCUUAGAGAGUGUCAGUGAAUUUCUGCUGGGGAAUGGCAUUUCGAUAAUGCUAACUUGCACCCAUGCAAUUACUGAUAAUCUAUGAACUUACUUGCUUUCAUGGUCGAAAAAUGUAUGAUAUUUGAAGUGAUAAACUAGUACUUCAUGAUUUCCUUUUCA
Salvia miltiorrhiza (redroot sage) is the source of this 746-nucleotide messenger RNA. Its product is annotated as PHD finger-like domain-containing protein 5A. The transcript has 2 exons. Gene Ontology annotation, cellular component: U2 snRNP; precatalytic spliceosome; catalytic step 2 spliceosome. The coding region runs from base 184 to 516 and encodes 110 amino acids. Lineage: Eukaryota; Viridiplantae; Streptophyta; Magnoliopsida; Lamiales; Lamiaceae. Gene Ontology annotation, biological process: mRNA splicing, via spliceosome. The record is from RefSeq and is a predicted model, not a curated record.